AUGCCCAAGCCGUCUACGCAAAAGGCAUCAGAGGACAGUACUAUCGCUUCACCUGCACUUCCUGUGGAGGACACGUCUCUUCACUUUGAAACGUUCGGAGUUACUUCUAAAGCGCCAUCCGCUUUUGAAAAGACCGACCGAGGCUACCGGUCAGCUGGCUUUCGCAAGAAGAACAAAGACAUCAGUGCGGGCCCCGCCUUGGUUGGAUUCCAUUUGGGGAAACGUGCUUCGUCUCCAAGCAAAAUCGAGGGACCAAGUUGGCUGAGAAAGACAACGGAAAAAAUGGCCAACUUCUUCAAAAGCCAAAAUAGAAACUUGGAGCCUACCCACGCUUCAAUUCCUGUUUGCAAGCUGACAAAGAACAUCGUUAAAGAAGUUUGCACCGUGCAACGGGGUGAAACGUCAGGUCUUCAGAAGUCUGUCAUCACAAAUGUGCCAAUAUCACAUGGUUUCCCUGGAAUAUCCUUUGUGACUGGUCAAGAAGCUGCUAACGAUUGGAGUGAGCAAUUCCCAAAUGCUUUUCCACAACAAAAGGCUGAUGAGAAUAUGGGCAACAAUACUGAUUUGCUCGAUCGACCUCUUUCAAGGCGAGAAGAGCAAAUCUCAACAAACGAGCCAGUCGAUGAGGUUGAACCCGAUCCAUGGCCAAAGAAAUGUACUGCUGAUGUUGGUGAAGUUGAUGAGGUGCAAAGCCCAACCAAGAUGUCCAGGGUAACUCCAUCUCCUUCCUCACCUGUAUUUUUUUGCGUCGGGGAGCUUCUAAAAGCCUUUGAUGGACUGAAAUUA
This is a messenger RNA of Mesorhabditis belari, 786 nucleotides long. The record is from the annotation of a GenBank genome assembly. NCBI's taxonomy places the organism in Eukaryota, Metazoa, Nematoda, Chromadorea, Rhabditida, Rhabditidae.